Messenger RNA from Harpia harpyja (harpy eagle), 7107 nucleotides. It is a transcript of the gene ZBTB43, whose product is annotated as zinc finger and BTB domain containing 43. The coding region runs from base 253 to 1647 and encodes 464 amino acids. Gene Ontology annotation, biological process: regulation of transcription by RNA polymerase II. Gene Ontology annotation, molecular function: DNA-binding transcription factor activity, RNA polymerase II-specific; RNA polymerase II cis-regulatory region sequence-specific DNA binding; protein binding. The record is from RefSeq and is a predicted model, not a curated record. NCBI's taxonomy places the organism in Eukaryota, Metazoa, Chordata, Aves, Accipitriformes, Accipitridae. The transcript has 3 exons.
GACCGGGAUGCGGAAGCUCUCCGCAGGAAGGGGGGGGCUGCUUCCGGCGUCGGCCGGGCUGGGGCGCGGGGGCAGUGCCGGCCGCACCGAGCGCUGAGGCCGGGCUCGUAUCCCGCUAUGCGAGAGACUCUGAGGCCCGCAGCUCUGAAACUUUGGAGACGGAACACAGAGGUUUUUGGGGAGUGGGGGAGAGUUGUCAAGAAUGUGAGUUGGAAAACAGAUCAGAAUGCACAACACUAAAUUUGUAAUGAAAUGGAGUCUGGGUCAAGCUCUUUUCGAGUGGAAUUUCCAGAUUUUUCUAGCACCAUUUUGCAGAAGUUAAACCAGCAGCGCCAGCAAGGACAAUUAUGUGAUGUGUCCAUUGUAGUUCAGGGCCACCUCUUCAGAGCCCAUAAAGCUGUUCUUGCAGCUAGUUCACCUUACUUCUGUGAUCAGGUUCUCCUAAAAAACAGCAGGCGAAUAGUCCUGCCUGAUGUGAUGAAUCCAAGAGUGUUUGAAAACAUUCUUCUGUCUACCUAUACAGGUCGGCUGGUAAUGCCCGCUCCAGAAAUUGUUAGUUAUUUGACAGCAGCAAGUUUCCUUCAGAUGUGGCAUGUAGUGGAUAAAUGCACUGAAGUGCUAGAGGGCAACCCAACAGUUCUGUGUCAGAAGAUGAAUCAUGGCAGUGAUCAUCAGUCCCCGAGCAGUAGUAGUUACAAUGGCCUUGUUGAAACCUUUGAACUUGGCUCUGGAGGACAGACGGAAUUCCACAAAGUGCAGGAACUAAGGGAUGGCGAAAAUGAAGAAGAGAGCUCUAAAGAUGAGCUAUCAUGUCAACUGACUGAACAUGAGUACCUUCCCAGUAAUUCUUCAACAGAACAUGAUAGACUUAGCACUGGAAUGACAAGUCAGGAUGGCGAAGAAGGAACUAGUGAUAGUGCAGAGUAUCAGUAUACCAGACCUAUGUAUAGCAAACCCAGCAUCAUGUCUCACAAGCGGUGGAUCCAUGUGAAACCAGAAAGAUUUGAACAAGACUGUGAAGGUGUGGAUAAUCCUUAUGAUGAACACCAAGUUUCUGAAUCCAUGAAUGCCAUUCAGGCGGAUCAUUCAAUCCAGUCUUCAGGUGUUGAAGACUUUCAUAUAGGUGACAAAAAGAUGGAAGCAGAAUUUGAUGAACAGGCAGAUGAAAGUAAUUAUGAUGAACAAGUUGACUUCUAUGGCUCUUCUAUGGAAGAAUUUUCUGGUGAAAGGGCAGAUGGAAAUUUAAGUGCCCACAGACAGGAUCUUAUGAUUGCAGCAGGUUAUGGUGAAGGCAUUGAAAUGGCUACAGGAAUUAAAGAAGAAACAUCCCUCACUGGAUUCUCACAUGCUGAUAAGCUGUAUCCUUGUCAGUGUGGAAAAAGCUUUACACACAAAAGUCAGAGAGAUCGGCAUAUGAGUAUGCACCUUGGUCUUCGACCUUAUGGCUGUGGUGUCUGUGGUAAGAAAUUCAAAAUGAAACACCAUCUUGUAGGCCAUAUGAAAAUUCAUACAGGCAUAAAACCAUACGAGUGUAACAUCUGUGGGAAAAGAUUUAUGUGGCGGGACAGUUUUCAUCGGCAUGUGACCUCUUGUACCAAGUCAUAUCAAGCUUCUAAAGCUGAGCAGAGUACUACUGAGAUGAACUAAGACAUUAGUGCUUACAUUUGUUUAGUAGAGUAAGCAAAAUAAACUAAUUAUGCAAAUAAUGUCUGGUACUUGCUAUUGUAAAUUCUCAAAAAACCAAGUUCUAAUGAUUAUGCUGGUAUAAGCAGACCAAACUUUUAUUUUCCACAGUAUUACUCCAGGUGUUCAAUGUGUGAAGUGCAAAUGGUUAAUCUGAAAGGUGCUUGCAAAAUGAGGUCUGUAAGGUCUUUGUGACAUUGAUUGUAAUCACAACAGUAUUUAGAAGCCCUGUUGUUUUUCUAAGUCUUCUAAACUCACAGUAAAACCCAGUUCUAAAUUGACCCAAAUCCUUCAAAUACUUAGAUGAAGCAGGAAUUCAAGUAGCCCUACUUAGUGGAAAAGAGAACUAGGAUGACUAAACCAGGUUAUAUGAUUCAUGUUUUAAUGAAAAAAAAUUAGAAUUCCACCUCAAACUGGAGACUGCCAACAUACUUAACGUGCAUCAUUAGAUAGUGUAUAUCAUUAAACAGCCUUUGCUGUAUUGCUUAAUGAAAGGCUGUGUUAAAGAUGGUUUGGCUUUCCUUUAUCUGUCUUCCAUUUUUUUUAUCCAUCUUUAGUAAAACAAAUGUCUAAUUUUGUGCUGAUUUCUAUUUAGAAUCUGUAAAGCACUUAAAUAUAGUUGAGCACUAUAUAAACUUUGAUCUGUAUUAAGUAUAAUUUGUCUUUGCUCCUCUAGGGUCUAAUGCUGUAUGACUCUUGGCUUGACUUGAUUUUGAUUGCUACAUCGUGAGAGCUUCUAGAAGUGUGUGUAAUAAGUAUGGCUUGUCAAAAAAAAGAAAUAAGAUGUAACAUUUGGAACUUACCCAAACCAAUCAAACAUUUAAACUGUAGUUUUCUGUUCAGAUUUUUGUGGCUUACUACAGUAGCAAGUACCAAACUCUGUGGAUUCACGAAUUUACUUUUUAUUGGUACAAAAACUUCUUUGAGAACUUCUAUAUAGUUUUAGAAACCUGUUUUAGGAAAAUUAUUUAGUCAUUGAUAGGUAUUUAUACUUUUAAUUCUUUACUCUCUGAAUAGUAAGAACUAUAAUACAGAUUCUUGGUACUGAACUACUGUGACUAGUUACAUGUGAUCACAAGCAGCCAGAGUUGUUUACCUCUUCAAACAAAGUUGCUUGUGGGAAAAAAAGUAGAAAGUACGGUAUUUGGAUCUGUUAAUGGUACUGCAGAACAUGGUACCAUGUUCACGUCCGAAGUCUGGAUUUUUGCUGGGAAAGUGGCACUUCUGCUUCUUUAGGGUGAGGAUCUAUAUGCUGGGCUCUCAUUCUUGGAGAUAGAUGGAGGAGUGUUUGUAGUUCUGAGAGAUGCUGCCAGCUCUGCAGGUAGAGUGAAUGCAUCAAUUGUAAAGGUGGCAACAGGAUUUUGGGGUUGAAAGCUUAAUGCAGUCUGAUGCAAAAGCAAUUAACCCUUCUUUGUAGUUUACUGAAACAUAUUAUAAAAAAGGAAGGAGCCUUUAGAGCAUACAAAGACUAACAGAAAGGGGUGAUGUCCAAGUACAGUGCUGGUAACAUGGGGAAAAAAGUUAACCAGCAUCGAAGGCCUAAGCCUCUCUGGCCCCAGUUUAUGUUUUAGAUACUGCAAUAUGCAGGAUAAUGUACUUAAACAGAUGACCCUGUAUGGUGACAUUACAAGGAAAAACACACAAAGAUAAUUACUACUAAGAUGCUUUUUUGAACUCCCUGUUACAAAUUGUCUUAAGAUACAGCCGAACUGUAUCCUGAACAUGAAUGUCUGGUACAAGCGGGGGGUUUACUACUCAGUGGGCUGUAAUUACUGUAACUUCUUUUCUGGCAUUCUACUUACAAACUUUAAUUUUUUUAAGAGGCUCUUAAUUCUUAAUCUUCUAAUGCUUCAGAUAUUUUUCAUAUGGAAUUUUGUUAAAACAGAUAUUCCCAAAUAUGAUGAACCCAUUGCUGGCAAUGGGCAUGAAUGGUCAGCACCACAGAGUUCCUAUUCUUAGCACUUAAUUGAACUCUACAAUAUAGCAUGGUGGCCAUAUAUAACCCUUGUAAUCAAGGUAACUAAACAGGGAUUUGCUCACUAACACUGUAACCUGCUUAAUGUAUAGAAGCACUUUGUAUUUAAAAAAAAAAAAACAAACCGUAAAACUUUAUAAGUAUGUUUUUUAAACUUAGAAAUUAUAUUCCCUUUAUGGUUUGUUUCCACACUGCUAACACUGUCUUUUUUAAUAUUAAAAAAAAAAAAAUAUUAUAAUGCUUGCCUGUUUACAUGAGUGUAGAGGAAAGGGUUCUUGCACUCAGUGGCCCUAUUUUUCCAUUCUCCAAGGCCUUACUACAUACAGGGUGUCAUUUCUGCAAGUACCAUCAUCACAUUUGAGGGAAGGUAUUCUCAUACUCAUUUCAAAGAUGAUCUUGUAUAUUACAUUAGUUCUCAACCCCUUUCAAAUUGUCACUUCGGUGUUGCAUAAAAAGGUUAAGGCUGCCUCUUCCCAUUUAACCAUAAGAAAGGCUGGUCAGAAACACCAGGCUGAAAACCAUGGUCAAGCAAAAAAUUAUUUGUUAAACCCAGACCAUCCUACAGAGCUGCCAGCAAAACUGUUUCUUUUACCAGCUUGGAAUGACUUUUAUAUGGGACAUUUCAAAGUUAAACAUUACUCAUAUUUGCAGUUAGAUUACUUUGAAAUAAAGCUUUAAAAUAAAAUGUACUGCGAGAGACACUUUAAAGGUUUUAUAACAGGUCCAGUAGAUCAUAUUAUAGAACCAUGUCCUUUUUUAAUGACUUAGCAUGAAUAGUAACUUUUUAAUAUUUGCCUAUUACUGUUUUACCCCAUAUUAUGACAUUGUCUUGAAAGUCCAACAAAAGUUGCUCCACUGAUUUUGUAGUGCUUGGCGUUCUGAUGUUAAUUUACAUGAAACCAAUUGAUUGCAGGAAAAUACUGAUAUGAUUGUCAUGAGAUCUAGUUGAGAGAAUUGAUGAUUUAAGGGAAGCUUGAGAUACAUGUCUAAAAUCCUUACUUUUGCUUAUUGCAGGCAAAACAGUUGACUUGUGGUGUUUUUCCUCAAUUUAAUUUAUUGCCCUUUGACAAACUGCUAAUCGCCGAUUCAGGUAUUGGGGGGGAAAAAAGGUAACAAAAAAUUACUUAAACACUUAAGGAAACAUCUUUCCUCCCCCUUCCUCAGGCUCAACUUAAGCCUAACACCUUUCCUCCCUGCUUCUGUUUUCCUUGUUUUCACCGAGAGUUGCACUCAGCCUAUGCCAAUUCUUUUAGUGAGGUGACAGAUCACACAGGAGUUUGGGCUCAUAAUGCAUACUGGCUUGUCUGAUGCUCUUCAUUUCUUAGUGGGUGUCCUCUGCUGCUCUGGGCUGGUCAGUGUCACUGUUCGUGGUGAUGCUGGGCCAUAGUCCCUUCAGGGAUGUGCCUGUUCCAGCUUGUGUCUCCUAUGGGCCUCGGUUACUUCAGAGGUGUACCUGCUCUGGCAUGGCUUAGCUAUAGGCCAAAGUCCCCUCAGAAGUGAAUCCUCUCAGGCACGUAGUGAGUCCUUCUCUGGGUAUGUCUCUAUACGUGUCCUCAGUGUCUUCUCCAUGUGUUGUCCCAAGAGCAGCUCUUCAGUUUCUCUGCAUGUGUUUCCAAAUGUGUUUCCCCAGGAGUAUCUUCUCCUUAUGUGUCUCCGUGUACCUCUUGCUAGCAGCUGCCACUCUUUCUUAGAGUAUGUUUAAGCAGAGGCACUGUGUGAACCUCUGGUUGAAGUUUUGGCAUGCAGUGGAUUGUUUACAUCCACUUCAGUGCAGGCUAGAACCUCUUUUGACUAGCACAGGUUGCAGUUCGCAACCUCUUGCCACAUGUCACCCUUGCAGCCCCCUGCUACUGAAACCCUGCAAUUUAUGGCCAAUACAGAUGUACAUAGUAAAUCAAGAUAUGCAGAUGCAGCUUCUGUCAGGCUCUUAAUCUUGGCUAAUGAAGUGGUCUUGUUCAAGAUACAAGAAAUUAUUUCUUGUUUGUGGGGAGGAGGGAAGCGAUCCUUAUAUAUAUAUAAUAUGAAUGCAUAUGUGUAUGAUGAAUUUCAUUAAUCUUCCCUUAAGCUUCAUCACUUUUAAUGAUAUGGCCUAGAAACAUCUGUGCAUUUUUAUAUUGCUCGCUGUUGGCUGUAGUAAAGUGAAUGUCUUCUGAAAAACAGAAUUAUUGUACACACAGGAAGCUUUCAGAAUUUCCUGCUACUGUGAAGCCAUUCAUUGUCCAAUCAGUGGUAAGAACACUUAAUGAUACUACAGCUAAGUUUCUUUUAAUUCCAUUUUGUACCUAAGAUGUUAAUUACCAUGGAAUCUGUGUAACUACCAUUCUGAAAAAUUCAACUAUUAGCAGGGUUAUAUGUCUGCUUAGGUGUGUAUCUGACCCUCUUGAGGGAGAAGGUUCCUGUUUCACACACCACUGUUGGGGUUUUUUGUUGUUUUGUUUUUUAAACAUUACCUUAUUUGUUUUAUGGGUGAGCAGGUAGACUCUAGAAGGUACUGUCAGUACAAUUUUUGGUCUUAGCUUUUUUUCAUCUGAGGCGUUUCUGGGGUUGAGUAACUUUGUCCUGUAUCAAAAGCAAGGCAGAUGAUCAAAGGCUGAUGUACUGGGUUUCUCAUUAUAAAAAGAAUAUUUGAUGUCCCUGUGUUACUGAGGCAGAAAGAAGGGAGACACGUCAGGUCUUGUAAUCCCAACACUUUUGCGUUGGUGCCAGAAAGGUGACCUGUCUCUGAAUUAUGAGAGCCUACAGCAGUGUAUUGAGUAUUUUGCUUUAACAGAAUUAGAACCUUUCUCAAAACAACAAAGGAAAGUUGUUGGGGUUUUUUUUUAUCAUUUAAAUGCUUCAUUGGAUAGCUAGGCUUGUUUAGCUAUAAGCUGUAAACUGUCAGUGCCCUAGGGGAAGAUGCUGGAAAACAAAAUGGUAUAUUUUUAAUGUGAUUAAAUUGUAAGUUCCAAUUUUUGCUUGAAGCCUGUGUCUGUUGAUUGCUGCUCCUUUUUUUUAUUAUUCAUGGGAUUCCAUAUUUCUUCCAGAAAUGUAACUGUUUAUGCAAGUCAAGUGAAUCUUCCUUAAUGAGCUAUAAGUUUUUAUUCUAAACAAGUCAUUUAUAGUAAAUUUGCAUAUCUUGAUAUUUUGUGAGAUGUUAUGCCUGUAUUGCAGAGGUUGGAUAGUUUUGUCUAUAAAUAUUGCUGUCCUAAUUGUACAGCAUGGUUUUAAUUUAAUGUUACUGUUCAAUAUUUUCUUCUUAUAGAAGAGUCCCAUGCCCCUUUUUUGUAUAACAUGUUUUAAUAAAUGUUAUCUGUCAACUUUGUAAAUGUUUUCUUAAGCUUGAAUGAAAGGAAUGCAUGUCUAGUACUAGUAUUUAAUAUUUCACUUUUGCCAAAACGAUAAGUGCUCAAACAAGUACAAAUCCAAAAGUUGUUGAUAUAUAACUUUAUUAAAUAUAUAAAGAAAAAGUG